AUGGAGAGGCUUCCAUUCGCACUCAGUGUAGAGGACAAGUUCAUAGAAGUUAGAUCCUCCGGAUUUCCAAGUGGAUUGCCGUCUACCACCUCAGUCCCUAAUGACUUUGUCCAAUCAAUGGAGGUCAUGGUACACCAGCAGUCUCUUCUAAUGUGUAAGGAAGUGAAGCAUAACAAUGGUCUCCUUGAUUCCACGAAGCAUGGCACAGAGAACUUCGCUCAACGAAGGCUUAGAUAA
Rodentolepis nana is the source of this 237-nucleotide messenger RNA. Lineage: Eukaryota; Metazoa; Platyhelminthes; Cestoda; Cyclophyllidea; Hymenolepididae. The record is from the annotation of a GenBank genome assembly.